Messenger RNA from Xyrichtys novacula (pearly razorfish), 759 nucleotides. Lineage: Eukaryota; Metazoa; Chordata; Actinopteri; Labriformes; Labridae. The record is from the annotation of a GenBank genome assembly.
AUGGAGGUCUUUCGUCUGUUAAGCAGAGUAGUAGCGAUUGUUUUUUCACUUUUAUUAAAGCAACAGCUUGCCACCAACGCGCUCUUACUGGACGCACUACAGAGGAGAAGACGUGAAGAAGAAGCCUUUAUUGUUAGUGCUGUGCAAUGUUUGCCCGCUCUGCCCAUGCCUCCUCCGAAGACCAAAAAGCUGUGGAUGAAGAUCCGCAGCAAAGACUGGUGGGAAAGAGUUGUGCUUCUGGAGUUUACCGACCUUGAAUGGAAGCAAAACUUUCGGAUGACGCGCUCUUCAUUCACAAAGUUGUGUGGACUGGCAGAGGGAUUUAUGGCUCCUGAUGAAGUCACCAUCAGAGCACCCAUUCCGUGUAUGAUGCGCGUCGCUAUUGUUUUGUAUAGACUUGGUAGCUGUGCAGAAUACCGCCUCGUAUCUAACCAAUUCGGCAUUCACAAAAGCACUGUGAAAAAGUUCACAUACAUGUUUUGUCAGGGCAUGUUAAAAGGACCAAUAAAAGAGCUCAUUCAGAUGCCCAAUGAAGAGGAAGCCUCAGAAAUUGCCACGCGAUUCGAGGCAGCACAUUUCAUCCCUCAAAUCAUGGGACUGAUUGAUGGGACACACAUCCCCAUCCUCCCUCCAUCAGAUGGCUUUAAAGACUUUGUGAACAGAAAAGGAUGGACUUCCUAUGUCCUCCAGGCUGUAGUGGAUGACAGAUGCUGGUACAUUAUUAUACUCAUACACUGCACUUCUUUUCCAACAGCUUAA